ACACAUCAACGGUCAGUAUAGUUUCCCUCAAGAAUAAAUACCCUCUUUACUCACCUAUUUAGUAACAUCAACAAGUUAGAAGCUCUCACUAUAUAACAUUUCUUUUUCACUCAAUCUACCUCUCUUUCUGGUGUAUCAAUGGAGCUUGAUACACAUCACAAAGAAGAUCAUCAUGUCUAUCAAUCAAUUCUCCUCCCUGGCAACUACAUAAAACCCGAAAUCGACAAUGAUUUCUCAGUGAAUAUUGGUUCAUCCAAGGGCUUCUACCAAGAUAAUUACCAGACUCUUGACCAGUUUUCUUUCACUGGAUCAUCAUCAUCUUACAACCACCCUAACAAAAUUUCUUCACCCAAUGUUUUUUCUGAUCCUUAUGAUCCCUUCAUUUACCCUUCUGGGAAAAGUUAUGAUAUUUUUGAUCAGUUUAAACCUUUUGAAGAAAAUGGUGGCAGCUCAUUUGUACAAAACAGUUCUGAUUUGCAGGUAGGUGGAUUUGUCAACAAUCCUACUGCAGGUAAAGUGGAUUGUAAUGCAUCUGAUCAACGUCGUCGUUUGGGGAAAAUGUCGGUGAUGGUGCCAGAUGAGGGUUCAUGUGUCACGGCUGACCAUAAAAAUAUACCUGGUAAGUAUUUUGGUAAAAGGAGUGAUGCAUUUACUUCUUCUUCUACAAAGCCAAGCAAGAAUACAAAGAAGCUCAAGUCAUCCAAGGGACAAUGGACAGCUGAGGAAGAUAGGCUGUUGGUUGAUAUGGUGAAAAAGUAUGGAGUGAGAAAAUGGUCUCAUAUUGCUAGCAUGCUGAAAGGAAGGAUUGGCAAACAAUGCAGAGAGAGAUGGCACAAUCAUCUGAGGCCUGACAUCAAGAAAGACUUGUGGAGUGAAGAUGAGGAUAGAAUACUAAUCCAGGCUCAUUCAAAAGUUGGAAACAAGUGGGCAGAGAUUGCUAAAAGGUUGCCUGGUAGGACUGAAAACUCUAUCAAAAACCACUGGAAUGCAACAAAGAGAAGGCAGUAUUCUAGACGUAAAUGUCGCACAAAAUGGCCAAGACCUAGCUCUCUUCUCCAACACUACAUUAAGAGCUUGCACUUGGAUAAUACCAAACCAACUAAUUACCGUAGAAAAUCCUCUUCAAUUAAUAAAACCCCUGCUGAAGUUAUCCCCAAGCUCAACAUCCCAACAACAAAACCACCAAAUUGGUCGGAGAAAGCAGAGUUUUGUCCUAACUUUGAUGAUGAUUUGAAAGAGUUGGCUGAGCUUAAUUUCAUGGAAAAUCCGUUUGAGGGGGUUAGUAUUGAUGAUCUUCUUGAAGAUUUGCCUCCAAUUAAGACUCCUCCAGUGGAGGACAGUGGCAUAGAUAUGAAUCUGGAUUCGAAUGAUCAAAGGCCUACGCUUAUGCAGUGUCAAGUGAAAAAGGAUCUUGAUUUGAUGGAGAUGAUCUCUCAAAUUAAUAUGUAA
Messenger RNA from Daucus carota subsp. sativus, 1449 nucleotides. RefSeq names its product transcription factor MYB98. Lineage: Eukaryota; Viridiplantae; Streptophyta; Magnoliopsida; Apiales; Apiaceae. The transcript is spliced from 3 exons. Gene Ontology annotation, cellular component: nucleus. Gene Ontology annotation, molecular function: RNA polymerase II cis-regulatory region sequence-specific DNA binding; DNA-binding transcription factor activity, RNA polymerase II-specific. The coding region runs from base 139 to 1449 and encodes 436 amino acids. Gene Ontology annotation, biological process: regulation of DNA-templated transcription. The record is from RefSeq and is a predicted model, not a curated record.